AUGACUCCGACAACCAGCAACGACUUCAUCACCCCCCUCCGCGCCGCCUCCCGCAACCUGGCGCGCGAAUGGGGGUUUUUACGCCCGAAGAUUGCGGGAUCGGACCUGUCGGCUGCUGCGGUGCACGCUCUCAUCGAACUUGGGAAUGGGCGCUCGCUUAGUGUUGAUGAGCUGGCUGCUGAGUUGAGGGUUAGUACCGGGCAGGUGAGGGGGGUGGUGCCUGAGCUUGUUGGGAGGGGGCUGGUCAGGUCAGAGGGGGAUGGUGGUAGUUAUGGGCUUACAGAGGAAGGGAAGGAGACACUGGGGAGGAUCAACGGUUUUGCUCAGAGGCAGGUGGCGAAGGCGCUGGAGGAUGUGGGAGGGGGAAAUGGGGUUACGGCUGGGGAUAUCACGUCUGUGUUUAGGAUUUGGACGCAGGCGCUGGAGAGGGCGAGGGAGGUUGGGGAAAAUUUUCCCACGCCGGCGGUGACGCCGGGGCAGGAGGAGGGUCCGUUUGGGUUGCCCGGGACGGGUGCGGUUGCUGGCGCGGGGGUGGAACCAGCUGUGGCAAAGAGGACGGUUGAGAUCGUGUCUGGAUAUCAGCCUGGGAUUCUGGGGAGGGUGGUGGAGAUGCAUAUGGAGUAUUACUAUCCAAAGUAUAACUGGGGGAGGGAGUUUGAGACGGUGUUUACGGAGGGGAUGCUUGACUUGCUGAAGAGGGUCGGGAAUGGGAAGGGGAACCAGGCUUGGGCUGCGGUGCUCAAACAGCCUGGUGGGAAGGAUAGGAUAGUGGGGACUGUGUUUAUUGAUGGGGAAAUCACGGCUAAGGAAGGGGUGGCGAAGUUGAGGGCGUUUAUUGUUGAUGAAGAAGCGCGGGGGUUAGGGGCAGGGAAAAGACUCUUACGAGCAGCGAUGGAUUUUAUCAUGGAAGAAGGGUUUAGGCAGUGUGAGUUGACAACCAGCAAGGAGUUGAUGGUGGCUAGAAAGAUGUAUGAGACGGAGGGGUUCAAACCGAUGGGAGAGUACUGGUAUGGCGGUUGGUUGGAAGGGGUGUGUUCGAUGGAGUAUUUGUGGGAGAGGCCCGCAGGGAAACAUACGCCAAGUGAGGAUGGAACGCUCAAGGGGAAGGAAGUAUAA
Molecule: messenger RNA, 1116 nt
Organism: Podospora anserina S mat+
Lineage: Eukaryota; Fungi; Ascomycota; Sordariomycetes; Sordariales; Podosporaceae
Exons: 1
Coding region: 1-1116 (371 amino acids)
Molecular function (GO): N-acetyltransferase activity
Source: RefSeq, a predicted model, not a curated record